Messenger RNA from Striga hermonthica, 765 nucleotides. NCBI's taxonomy places the organism in Eukaryota, Viridiplantae, Streptophyta, Magnoliopsida, Lamiales, Orobanchaceae. The record is from the annotation of a GenBank genome assembly.
AUGAGGAUGAGCAUCCCAUCCCAUCCCAUAUUUCCUCUUAUGGCUGUGGAUAUCUGCAGAAUCCUACUUCCCUCAUCUCCCACUCCACCACAACCAACUCUCCCAAAACUCAAUAACAUCUCAAAUACUACGCUUUUCACGAAAAGAAGUUUAAUUCUCUCCGCAUUUCAGAUUUGUUAUUCUUCAUCUGUACUGGCUGAAACACCAUUGCCAUCAACAUCUCCUACAUCUUCGAGCUAUUUUCUCUCGGGCAUUGCAAACACCCGGUCUUGGUUCCAGUUCUAUGGCGAUGGCUUCGCAAUUCGUGUUCCCCCAAACUUUCAGGACAUCAUGGAACCUGAGGACGACAAUGUUGGACUAGCUCUCUAUGGAGAUAAAGCUAAACCAAAGACUUAUGCUGCUCGCUUUGCAUCUCCUGAUGGAUCGGAAGUUGUCAGUGUUGUAAUUCGGCCAUCUAAUCAACUAAAGAUCACCUUUUUGGAGGCCAAAGACAUUGCUGAUUUAGGUUCACUGAAGGAGACAGCUAAGAUAUUCGUUCCGGGUGGAGCUACCUUGUACUCAGCCCGUUCAAUCAAAAUUAAGGAAGACGAGAGUUACAGGAAUUAUUACUUCUACGAGUUUGGAAUGGACGAACAACAUGUUGCACUUGUAGCUGCUGUAAGUAGUGGGAAGGCAAUCAUUGCGGGAGCGGCUGCACCCGAGAAUAGAUGGGAGAAGGAUGGUGUUCAUCUCCGGUCUGCCGCAGUCUCUCUUACACUACUGUAG